GUGUGGGAAGUGAGCAGGACUCUAGAGAAAGAACUUUUCACUCAUAUCAAAAAUAAAAUAUUUAGCAAUGACAUUGCAACAUACAGAUACAAGAACCUUUCCAGCAGAAAACAUACAGAUUGCUGUAAAUCAAGUCAUUGUUCAUUUGCUGAACUGUACCAAUUUUUUUUGAAAGACUUAAGGACAUAAUAUGGAAGGAUGUAAGAGAUCAUGACUCAGCACUGUUCAUAGGUGCUCUCAAAGAGAAAUAAAAUGAGAUGAACUUUUUAGUCAUAUUGACACUAGACCACAAGUAGUCUACAUACAAGCUAUGGUUACUUUUUCCUCAACCAGAUCGCCUCAUAGGAUUUGGAGUAUGUUAAGCCACCAAAGGGAAAAUGAAUCAAAAGAAAGAUUGUGACAUUCAGAUUACUAAUAAAGCCCUUUGAAAUUCAUGUGGCCACCUAUACAUAUUCCAAUGCAUGUCAUCAAGACUAUGACAGUUCAGUAUAUCUGAGGCCACCCUUGAAGACUCAAAAGCUGCAGCUAGUGUAAAAUGCAACAGCUCGAGUGCUCACGGGUUCCAUUCAGAUGUCCAUUAGCACUCAUUCUAGAGAAAUUGCACAGCUAAUCCCUUUCCAUUCUGAAUUCAAGCAAAGGUGCUGGCAAUAAAAUGUAAUGUUUUGGGGCUCGAGAGAGCACUGCCUAACAAUUGAGAUCUAUUGUUGGGGCCCUUGUAGUAAAGCAUGCACAAUGCCAAUUAACAAGGAAAGAAAUAAAGGUUUACAAAUAAAGUUUUAUUAUUAUUGUUAAAUCCAGCCUUCUUAUGCAGCUGGAUAUACAGUUCAGCCCCUGCAUCUGUGGGGCCAGUAUCCAUAGUCUCAUUUAUUCAUACCGAAUAGAUAAUGUCAUUUCUACGUCCUCCAAUGUAAUUCUAUGAUAUACUCGGGUCAGAAGGGAAUGGUACAGUUUGCCAACAUUGGAAAGGGUUAUUCAGAAACUCUUGGAUUGUAGUAUUUCCUAAUAAUUCAACAGGAAAGGUUUUUUUUAAAUACCAUUUCUAUGUCUUCAUUUGAAAGAGCACUUAAGAUUACUUUCAAAGUAUCACAAAUGGUUAUAUCCAUCCAGGGCCAUAGCCAGAAAAAAAAAUCAGGGGGGUAAACUUUUUUAGUGAAUCAGGAAGAGUAGUUCCAUAACACAAAAUAAGUUAGAAAUCAGGCUCCAUCGAUAAACUUCAGUGGACACUCAUGGGGACUUGGUGAAUCAGUUAAAAUUCAUGAGUAAAAAACCUGAAAAAUUUACCCCCCCCCCCCCCCCCCGGCUAUAGCCCUGAAUCCUUCAGUAAUAAGAGGGAAAAAGGAUUAGCACUCAGACCCCAGGGGCAUAGGACAGUUAUUAUUAGAUUUUUCUCUCUCUUUUAACAAUUCAUUUAAGAUGUCAUAUAUGUAGGUGGCAGCUGAUUUUUCCCCCUCUUCUUUAGGUCAACUAAUAACAUGCUCUUGCCCGCUUAGAUUUUUGUAUGUACAAUUCAUAGGAGGAAUGUUCCAGUUUCAUAGGGCAUUAGCUGUAUAACAUAUUGGAUCUGCCUGUACCAUUCAGUUUAGGUUUAGAUAUUGGUGUUCUCUCAUAAGUUUAUAAAGGAGAUGUAUAAAUAGAUUCUUUCUGUACUGUGCUGAAGCAUCUAUUGAUUUAAAGUCAUUUUGUCUUUUCAGCAUGAACACUGUGAAAUACUGUUUAUGAGUUUGUUAACAAAGGAACAGAUUGUUUUAGUUUCAAUAAGCCAUUGAACUCUUCAGGUUAUUGCAGAUAGCAAAUUUGAGCUGAUGUAAUGCUACUUUGGAGUUUGUGAAAAUUAUAUUUGAAGGUCUUUAUCCUUGGCCUUUUAUUUACAUGAUAGGAACCUGUUUGUUAGCAAUUUGGCAGAUAGAAAUAUUGGACUAAAAAUGAAGCAUACAACACCCAUUCUGUGUUUUGGAAGCAAUCCUUAUAGAAUUUGGGUCUUCCCUUCCUCAUUUAUGUAUUAUUUCACUUUCUUCCCAGCUCUAGGAAUCAAAAUAUGACAGUAUUGAUGAGCUUAUCGAUGUGUAUAUCAAUUUCUAGAGAAAGUUGUUUCUUUUUUUAGUUAGGUGAAGCUGUAGCAGUAGAUUUUGUUACCUUUUUGGGGCGGGGGGAAUUGCUAGAUUCUCAUUGGUAAAAACAUAUAUAGGUAAAGGUAAAGUUUUCCACUGACAUUAAGACUAGUCAUGUCUGACUCUGGGGAUUGGUGCUCAUCUUCAUUUCUAAGCCGAAAAGCCGGUGUUGUCCGUAGACAAGGUCAUGUGGCCAGCAUGACUGCAUGGAGCGCUGUUACCCUUCCACUGGAGCAGCACCUAUUGAUCUGCUCACAUUUGCAUGUUUCUGAACUGUUAAGUUGGCAGAAGCUGGGGCUAACAGCGGGAGCCCACUCCACUCCCUGAAUUCGAACCGCCGAUCUUUCGGUCAGCAAGUUCAGCAGCUCAGCUAUUUAACCCACUUUGUCAACCGGGGCUCCAAAAACAUAUAUGCAAAUGGAUAAAUACUUUUGUCGACAAUUCUUUUAUCAUCCUACUGUAACCUUUGCUAAAAACAAGCAAGGAGAGUGACUACUUUUUCACAAUCUUUUUAGCUUCUACACAUGGAAAGAAGGGCGUGUGGCAUGACAAUAAGAGAAGUCAGCAAUAAAGAGCUGUGUCAAAGAAACAGAGUAUGUGAUGUGGUCAAUGAAAUCUAUGAGGGAAAAAGAAGAUAGGCAGGGCAUAUAGCAUGAACAAAAGACAACUGAUGGACAUGUCGACUAACAAAUUGGAAACGAAGAAACCAUGAGCGGCCCUUGGAAAGACCUCGUAUUCAAUGGGACAAACCAAUGGUUAAGCUAUUUGGCCAGAAAUGGAAAAGAAAAGCACAGGAUUGCAUAUUUUGGCAAAUGGUAGUUUUGCGUGAAGCCCAAAAAGAGUGGAUCAAGGACAAAUAGGAUAGGAUAUGAUUUAACUUCUACUACUUUAUUUCUUCUUUUCCAGUCACAAAUAUCUACAAAUUCCCUGCUUUUUGACCAUCCUCAAACACAGAGUUUACAGACAGUUCAGACAGUGAUAUCAUCAACUUGUAACCCACUUAAACUUUUCUGUUGUCACUCUUAUCUCCCCCCACAACAAAGCAACACCACAUUUCUUCAAUUACAAGAUGUCACCAAUUGUACGACACACCUUAAUAUCAGUACCACUACCAUCAACAAAAGUACAUAAGAUACACCCCUGAUUCUAAGACGCAUUCCAUUUUUAGAGAUAUUUAUAUGGGAAAAAAGUGUGUCUUGAUAUUGAAGAAAUAUGGUUUUAAGCAGAAUAAGACACAAUGAGUUCUUUAUUUAGAAGCACUGUUAGUUGUAUUCAGAAUAAACCUAUUGAUAUCACCAGGACUUCCAUCAUGACACAGUCUUAAUCCAUAUUUUAGGCAGUGACAAGGAAAAUGUUUGAAAUACCACUAUGAAAUAUUUCACCUAGCUUAAUAUAGACAGGUUGCUGAUUUUAAAUUUUAGUCAAUUAUUAAAAAUCUCUCAAGGCUAGCAAGUCAUUAAUUACCUCUUUUUGACAGUAACCAUCUCAAAAGCCCAAUUAAUAUUAGGCUCUGAUAAUACAGGCAGUAUAUAAAAGGUGAUAAAUUUUGAACUGCGUGAUAGCUUUAAAAAAAAUGAAAACUUUAUUUGUUGUAGCUUUCACAGCUACCUGGCUUGUCGACCCUGUCCACCACUUCAAACUCAGCAGGGAAUAUGAAGUCUUCAGUGAUCAUGAACCAGUAUUCCUUAGGAAUGAAAAGCAAGAGGUAGAAUAUAGAAUAAAAUACACCUGGGACAGUAUACCUGUAAUGCAUCUACCGGUGACAAUAAAAUUCAAACCUGGUGAUCAGGGUUUGGUAAUGGAACUGGACUCCUUAUUCUUUGAUGAUCCUCCAGCUCCACCUGGUGAACCUGGAAAGCCCUUUGACGGACUUUGGGAUUAUGAAGUUGUUGAAUCCUUCUUUUUGAAUAGUGCAACAAGAAACUACUUGGAAGUAGAACUCUGUCCGCAUGGCCAACAUCUUGUGUUACGUCUCUCUGGAGGAGAUUGUCUUGAGAAAGAGCUCCCAUUGCCAUAUAAAGUAGAUAUAAACUGGGGCACCUGGAAUGGCACAGCAAUUAUUCCUUGGAGCUAUUUUCCCCCUGGCGUAGACAAGAUGAAUUCAUAUGCAAUUCAUGGAUCUGGGAUUGGAAGAAUAUAUGAAGCACUUUAUCCAAUACCACCAAAAGAGAUUGAAGAAGGCCAGGGUCCUAACUUCCACCGUCUAGAAUAUUUCAGAGAUUUCAGUCUAAACAGCAUAAUGGGAAAUGACUGGACUCAACCACCAUCAGAUCUGUGGUCAUAACUUCAGAUGUUCCUGAAGUCAAGUCAGUCAAUUAUAAAUCACCUGCAAAUAUUUAGAUAUGAAAGAUGUCAUAUUUUGUUCGAGGUAUAUUGUGACUUUAAUGGGACAGCCAAGUAAAAUAAACAAAGUGAUUACUUCUUUCA
Molecule: messenger RNA, 4535 nt
Organism: Anolis carolinensis (green anole)
Lineage: Eukaryota; Metazoa; Chordata; Lepidosauria; Squamata; Anolidae
Product: UPF0462 protein C4orf33 homolog
Exons: 7
Coding region: 3682-4392 (236 amino acids)
Source: RefSeq, a predicted model, not a curated record